This is a messenger RNA of Striga hermonthica, 2391 nucleotides long. NCBI's taxonomy places the organism in Eukaryota, Viridiplantae, Streptophyta, Magnoliopsida, Lamiales, Orobanchaceae. The record is from the annotation of a GenBank genome assembly.
AUGGCCUCGAAUGCAACAGUUAAGUGUCCGUCGCCCAUGAAGGCAGCCUCCAACGGCGUUUUCCAAGGAGACAAUCCUCUGCACUUUGCACUCCCAUUGCUGAUAGUGCAGAUAUGCCUGGUACUCGUCUUGACACGUGGCCUUGCUUAUCUUUUACGGCCACUCAGGCAACCGCGCGUGAUUGCUGAGAUAAUCGGAGGAAUUUUAUUGGGCCCGUCGGCCUUGGGUCGCAACAAGAAGUACCUGCAGGACAUAUUCCCUGCCCGGAGCCUGACUGUCCUGGACACUCUUGCCAACUUGGGCCUUCUCUUCUUCCUCUUCUUUGUGGGCCUCGAGCUAGACCCGAAGGCCCUCCGCCAGACGGGCCGGAAAGUCCUGAGCAUCGCCCUUGCUGGGAUUACCCUCCCAUUCGCCCUCGGGAUCGGGACCUCGUUCGUCCUUCGGGCUACCGUCUCGGAGGGCGUGAGCCAAGGCCCAUUCCUUGUCUUCAUGGGUGUUGCCCUCUCCAUCACUGCCUUCCCUGUCCUGGCCCGCAUCCUGGCCGAGCUCCGGCUCCUGACCACCGAUGUCGGCCGCCUUGCCAUGUCAGCAGCCGCCGUUAACGACGUUGCUGCCUGGAUUUUGCUUGCUCUGGCCAUAGCCCUGUCGGGCACUGAUCGAUCCCCGUUCGUCUCAGUUUGGGUGUUUUUGUCCGGGAUGGGUUUUGUGGUUGCGUGCGUGUUUGUGGCCCCGCCCGUUUUUAAGUGGAUGGCGAGGCGGUGCCCGCAGGGUGAGCCGGUGGAUGAGAUAUACAUAUGUGCCACCCUGGCGGCCGUGCUGGCGGCGGGCUUUGUGACGGACGCUAUCGGUAUUCAUGCACUUUUUGGGGCGUUUGUGCUUGGUGUGCUCAUCCCAAAGGAGGGCCCUUUUGCUGGGGCACUGGUGGAGAAGGUCGAGGAUCUAGUCUCGGGUUUGUUCCUGCCGUUGUACUUUGUGUCGAGCGGGCUGAAGACGAAUGUAGCCACGAUUCAAGGGGCACAGUCAUGGGGCCUGCUUGUACUGGUUAUACUCACGGCGUGUUUUGGGAAGAUUUUGGGCACACUUGUGGUUUGCCUUUUCUGCAAGAUUCCAUUCCGGGAGUCUCUCACACUAGGCUUCCUUAUGAACACGAAGGGGCUCGUGGAGCUUAUCGUCCUCAACAUCGGAAGAGACCGAGGGGUUUUGAAUGAUCAGACCUUUGCCAUCAUGGUACUGAUGGCUCUAUUCACGACGUUUAUGACUACGCCAAUUGUCAUGACCAUAUACAAGCCUGCCCGGAUGGCCCGAGCGGACUACAAGCACCGCACAAUACAGCGGAAAGAGAAGGACACUCAGCUCCGGCUCCUGACCUGCUUCCACAGCACACGCAACAUCCCGAGCCUCAUCAACCUCAUUGAGGCCUCGCGUGGGACCCAGAGGAAGGACAGCCUCCUCGUUUACGCAAUGCACCUGACCGAGCUUUCCGAGCGGCCGUCGGCUAUCCUUAUGGUUCACAAGGCCCGGAAGAACGGGAUGCCAUUCUGGGCACGGGCCCACGACCCUGACCCAAACCAGAUGGUGGUGGCCUUCGAGGCCUUCCAGCACCUGGGCCGCGUCAAGGUCCGGCCCACGACUGCCAUCUCUUCCAUGCCCACCAUGCACGAGGACAUCUGCAGCAGCGCUGCCAAGAAGCGGGCCGCCAUGAUCGUUCUCCCCUUCCACAAGCACCAAAGGCCUGACGGGCAGCUGGAGGCGGGCCGGCCCGAGCUGCGGCACGUCAACCGGCGGGUCCUCGAGCACGCUCCGUGCUCGGUUGGGAUCCUGAUCGACCGUGGACUCGGGGGGACCUCCCACGUGUCGGCCAGCAAUGUCGACUAUGCAGUCACAGUAUUCUUCUUUGGCGGGCCCGACGACCGGGAGGCCCUCUCGUAUGGGGCCAUCAUGGCCGAGCACCCAGGGAUAAGCUUGAGAGUCGUCCGCUUCGUGGCUGUCCCGGGCCCCGAGGGGGAUGAAGUUCGGGUGGAUCUGAGUGUGGAUAGGGAGGACAUUUUUAACGAUGACGAAAUGUUUCUGGCGGAGUUCAAGAGGAAGGUGAGGAAGGAUGGAUCGAUCGGGCUCGAGGAGCGGGCGGUCGGUGAUAUGGCGGGGGUGGUGGAGGUGAUGCGGGCCUACGGGAGGAGUAAUUUGAUUCUUGUGGGGAGGACUCCGGGGAGUGAGGUGGUUGUGGGUUUGGGGGACGGUGGGGAAUGCCGGGAGCUGGGGCCCUUGGGGAACACGUUGGUGUUGCCGGAGUUUGGGGCAUCGGUGUUGGUGGUGCAGCAGUUCAGGCGGGAGGGCUCGUUGGGUUGGCCGAAAGGUGGUGCUUUUGAAGAGGAGAGCUCUGAUUCUCAGUGA